AUGGGAGCGCCGAUGAAGAAAUCUCUCCAAGAGGCCACAACACCGUAUGCGUACUCUCCUUUACCGCUUGACGACAAUAGAUCUGACUUGCAGACGGAAACAGACACCCUGAAUGAAGAAAUCCAGGGAAAUGACAAGGCGUCCAUCGAUAGCGCCGGCGCUUAUCCAGUGAAAUGCCCACAGUGCCCACCUACAGCCGCCGCCUUCACUCCCACGAAUGUGCCCGGCACUCCAUUCUUCGCGCUCGCCAAUGCGAAAAUCACCAUCCACGCCCCCGACGGCAUCAAGUCCCACUACAUCGAUGACAAGACGGUCGUUUGUGAUAUCGGGCCGCGUGGUUCGGUCACCGUAUGUGCUGGAGGACCUAGUCCUGUCAACCCCGCGACCCUCUUCAAUGCAGCGUACUCUCCCGAGGGCCUCCGUAUUGGACCAGCAUCGUGGGCGCAAAACGGUGGACAUGGCUCCUUCAGUGAGCCGGGUGGUGAUAGACGGGGAUGGGGAGCGAAGGUGUCGGCGCUGGUGGGUACUGUUCAGUGUUGGUUCAAAUCUUUCCUUCGACCGUCGUCUCACACCGGCAUCGCUGCGCCUACCGAGAUGUCGGAGACGAAGAUAGUCUAG
This is a messenger RNA of Cyclocybe aegerita, 618 nucleotides long. The record is from the annotation of a GenBank genome assembly. NCBI's taxonomy places the organism in Eukaryota, Fungi, Basidiomycota, Agaricomycetes, Agaricales, Hemipholiotaceae.